Molecule: messenger RNA, 963 nt
Organism: Epithele typhae
Lineage: Eukaryota; Fungi; Basidiomycota; Agaricomycetes; Polyporales; Epitheliaceae
Exons: 3
Coding region: 1-963 (320 amino acids)
Source: RefSeq, a predicted model, not a curated record
AUGAUUCCCUUGGCGGGGUGCGAGACAGCAUCUCCCAAGGUGUCUUCGACAGUGGAAGUGUGGUUCGAGUUCAUGAUGGAACGUCAUUUCCCAUCAAGCUCGCACCUACGGAAAUCUCUAGUCUCCCCUAGGCAGACCUUCCACAUACGAAGGGAAAUCUCCACCUUGCACGAGCAAGGUGUGACGGUUACGUACCUCCUCCGCUACCCCGACUGCUUCGACGCCGACCCGGAAAUGCAGCCCUACAUCCAGAGCGGCAAGGCCCGUCUCGUCAAGGGCGACACCCUCCAGCCCGACACUCUCGAGGCCGCCUGGGCGUCUGCCCUCGUCGCCGGAAACGGUAAUGUUGACGUCGUUCUCUUCACCGUCGGCGGAAAGCCGAGCUUCACCAACCUCCUCCUCGUCCUCCUCAGGGGCAUAGUCAUGACUCCGCCAGACCUCGUCACCCGUUCCAUCACCAACGUCAUCCGCACCCUCCCCCCGUCCCUCCGCACGCCCGAGUCCCAGCCGCGUUUCGUCGUCAUCACCUCUUACGGGAUGAACCGCGAAGAGCACUCUGCGCUCCCGCUCCCCAUGAAGCCCUUCUACAGCAUCCUCCUGCCCGCACCGCACCGUGACAAGCUCGGGGUCGAGCGCAUGCUCUCGCACUGCAUGGGCACGCCUUGGAACCCGGAGGACGUCGUCAUCGACGAGGUGCUGGCGCCCGGAUGGGAGAGUACGGAGGGACUGCCCGGAGUUGGGGAGCUGAAGAAGGUGGUGAUCGUCCGCCCGGCGUUCUUCACGGACGGCAAGUGCGUGGCUGACGAAGGCAAGGGCGAGGAGGCGCCGUACCGGACGAGCACGAGUGGACUGCUGAAGGGAAUGUACACCGUGUCGCGGAAGGAUGUCGCGCAUUUGAUCGUGGACGUGGUCAUCCCGCAGUGGGAGAGCUAUCAGGGCAAGGCGGUCGCGAUCGGGUACUAA